AUGGCACUCGCGCAGCAGGAUGAACUACAUGACUACUUUCACUACACUUCCGGAAGAUGGCUUUGGGGAGAGCAGGAACAAUUGCGCGAACGCUAUCGCGCAUUCAAUAUUGCCGAACUUCAGAAGGUUGCCGUGGAUAUCGCAGGGUCCCAGAAGUGCGUCUCUAUGAACAAGAUAGGCGAAGGAAAUUUCAACAAAGUCUUCCGGCUCCAGAUGGACGAUGGAUCGGUCCUGAUGGCUCGCAUCCCUCAUCCUAACUCAGGCCCUCCAAAGUACACGACCGCUUCAGAAGUUGCUACAAUGGACUUUGCACAUUCGAUUCUUGACAUACCUGUACCUAAGGUUCUGGCUUACUGUGCUACCGCCGAUAAUCCAGUUGAAUCGGAAUAUAUCAUCAUGGAGGAAGCCCGAGGCACUCAACUAUCGGAGGUUUGGGAUACAAUGGAUCUGAAAGAUCAAUUGGCAAUUGUAACCGAGCUUGUCACCAUUGACCAGAAGUUUCUCUCCACACCAUUAAACAGACAUGGUGCGCUCUACUAUAAGAAGGACAGCUUUCCUGGGUGUGAGACCGCACAAGUCACCGCUAGCGUUAUGGAAAGCUUAAGGACAGACGUAGCAAAAAGGUUCGUCAUUGGUCCCACAGUCGAGAGGGAGUUCUGGGAGAAUCAGAGGGCAAACAUGGCUAUUGAUCGCGGACCAUGUAUGGAAUUAACAUUCACCGAAGGGACUAGUGCGCGCGAAUACGUGGAAGCGAUCGGACACCGCGAGAUCGCUUGGCUACGUCGCUAUGCUGAAGCUUUACCGCCAACCAUGGAGCGAUGGGGCGCCUCCAAGGGCCAGAGCUGCCCGCAAGCCCAUAUUGACCUGCUUGAAAAGUAUCUCAGUGUUAUUGCUCAAUUACUUCCAGAACAACCUGAACUACUCACACCAAUGCUAUGGCAUCGCGACCUUCACACUAGUAACCUGUUCAUUCAUGAGGGGAAAAUUUCCAGCGUUAUUGACUGGCAGUCUUGCUGGGUGGGGCCUCUCAUUCUCCGAGCAAGAGCACCACGGCUUCUCGACUACAACGGCGAAAUCAUGCUGAAACUACCACCGGCCUAUGAAGAGAUGCCGGAAGAUGAGCGACGUCUAGUGGAGUGUCAAGUGCAGCAGUCCAUCCAGGUUUAUAGUUACGAACAUAAAACUGCCGGCCGAAACCCCCUCUUGGAUAGGGUGCUAAGAUAUCCCCAAGGGAAAAUCUUAAGCAAUGUUGUGGAUUUUGCCUCCACUUCUUGGAACGGAGACAUCCUGCCUCUUCGUGACUCCUUGAUUCGAAUUGAGAGGUAUGAAACCCGGCCUGCACUUUGCUAG
Messenger RNA from Lindgomyces ingoldianus, 1350 nucleotides. RefSeq names its product kinase-like protein. NCBI's taxonomy places the organism in Eukaryota, Fungi, Ascomycota, Dothideomycetes, Pleosporales, Lindgomycetaceae. The record is from RefSeq and is a predicted model, not a curated record. Gene Ontology annotation, cellular component: mitochondrion. The coding region runs from base 1 to 1350 and encodes 449 amino acids. The transcript is spliced from 4 exons.